Entrophospora sp. SA101 is the source of this 397-nucleotide messenger RNA. NCBI's taxonomy places the organism in Eukaryota, Fungi, Glomeromycota, Glomeromycetes, Entrophosporales, Entrophosporaceae. The record is from the annotation of a GenBank genome assembly.
AUGGAUUUUGAAAAACUCAUACAAGAAAAAAAUGUUUUGAAUUUUUUUAUAUUAAUUUUGUGUCUUUUUCUUCCAGCUUAUUUUGUUUUUUAUUCUUAUUUUCAUUAUAAAUCAAAAAAUAAAGAUGAAUUAUCAUCAUCGGGUGGAUUUAUUCCUUAUCUACGUAAAUUACAUUCAACUCAAGGUCAUGUAGUAAAGCCUGAAGGACCACUUUUUGAGAAUACUAUUUCUGUGACAGAUCCUCGGAUUAUAAAAUCAACAUUAUCAAUAGGUGAUAGGCCUAAUUUUUUGUUCAAAUUUUUGGAACCAAUGUUUGGGCAAGAUAAUUUUCAAAUAUUUGAAGCUGAUAGAGCCGCCAAAUUUCGUGAAUUGAUUGGGCCAGCUUUAGGACAUGAAG